GCAUGCAUAUACGCUGGGAUGGGUGGUCCGCUGCUAAACCACCAUCUUUCCUCCGCUCGGGGAAGCGCGCCGCUGCUCCCAGCCCCCGUGGCAGACUGAGGCAAGGCUGGACUAGAGAAGACAAGAGACUGAAUUAUGUUUCUGAGGGAUCUCUGGGUUUCUGCUCAUUGGGCAUGGCAGGGCAUGAGGAAUAUCUUGCUUUUACUUGUGCUGUCAAUGUUGCAAACAACUGAUUUGGAAGCUAGGAAAGAUCAUCAAUUUGUCUGGAAAACAGGUCAUUGGGGGCGAUGUAUAGGUGACUGCGGGUCAGGUGGUAUUCGGAGCCGAGCAGUGUGGUGUGUCCAUGUAGAAGGUUGGACAGCUCACCAUUCAAACUGUGGACUGAGGGACAAACCUGAAAACCAAAGGAGCUGCUUUCAAGUAUGUGACUGGCACCUUGAACUCUUUGAGUGGGAAGUUUCAGAAUGGCAGAUAUGUGUGCUUGUUCCUUUCGCUCAUGGUGAAGUCAAACCAAGGACUACAGACUGUGUGACUGCACAGCACGGGCUACAACACAGAAGCGUACAUUGUAUUCAGAAACUGAAUAGAACUAUAGUUGCCAGUGAAAUAUGUGAAUAUUUUAUACCACAGCCACCUGUAGAACAAGCUUGUCUAAUACCUUGUCCACGGGAUUGUGUUGUGUCAGAAUUCUCCAAAUGGUCUGAGUGCAGCAAAGACUGUGUGAGGAGUUUACAACACAGAACUCGUUUUGUUAUCUCUCCUCCACUCUAUGGUGGUUCCAAUUGUCCAAACCUUACUGAGUCAAGAAUCUGUGAUGUCCCUAUCUCUUGUUUUCUUGGGGAAGAGGAAUACAUUUACAGUCUUCAAGUUGGACCUUGGAGUAAAUGCAGGUUGCCUCACCUUAAAGAAGUUAGUCUUAUUGGAAGAACUAUGCUGGAUUUCAGUUCAGAUUCUGCAGAACGAAGCACAUUCAAACUGCACAGUUAUAAAUCCCACCACUAUUCCAAGCCAUGGGAUGUAGAGAUAGGUUAUCAGACAAGGCAGGUUAGGUGUACAAGGAGUGAUGGGAAAAAUGCCAUGCUGAGCCUUUGUAUGCAAGAAACCAUCCCACUGACCUUUCAGUCAUGUGUCAUGCCUAAAGAUUGCGAAACAUCGGUUUGGUCUAUGUGGAGCACCUGCUCGAAGACUUGUCACUCAGGGGAUCUCUCACCAGGAUUCCGAAGCAGACACAGGAGCAUAAAAUACAUCGCAGUAGGCACUGGAAAGGAGUGCCCUGAGCUAGAAGAGAAGGAGGCCUGCAACGUAGGAGGAAAAGAACUUCUGCAUCCGUGCCCCAGAUUUUCAUGGAGGACUUCCGAAUGGAAAGCAUGCCAAGUUACUCUCCUCCUUGAUGGACAGGACCCUCGCCGACAUAAGCACACAGCCCUUUGUGGAGGUGGAAUACAAGUCCGGGAAGUGUACUGUGUCCAAAGUGUGAUAGAAUCUGGGACACACAAAUUAAAGGAAGUCACUAGGCCAGCUGACAAGAAACUGUGUGUUGGCCCUGCUCCCUCUGCCUCCCAGCUGUGCAACGUUCCAUGUUCUUCUGACUGUCUGGUUUCCUCCUGGUCUGCAUGGGGACCCUGUGUUCAUGAGAACUGCCAGGAUCACCAGGGAAGAAAAGGAUUUAGAAUGAGACAAAGGCAUGUUGUUGUGGAACCCAUUGGUAUGUCUCAGGGUUGUCCACACUUAGUAGAAUCUAUUCCUUGUGAAGAUCCGAUGUGUUACCAGUGGGUCAUUUCCGAAGGAGUCUGUGUACCUGAUCAUGGAAAAUGUGGGCAUGGAAAUCGCAUAUUGAUAGCCAUAUGCAAGAACAAUAAAGGUGACGAAGUAUCACAUACCCUUUGCUCAGAGUUUCUCCAUCCUGAAACGAUGGUUUGUGAAGUACCAUGUGCAGUGGACUGUGUCGUUAAUGACUGGUCAGAAUGGUCAUCUUGUUCCCACUCAUGUUCCAGUAAAAAUGCAGAGGGGAAACAAAGCAGAACUAAAUCUAUCCUGGCACUGCCAGGGGAGGGUGGGAAACCCUGUCCUCCUCACCGGGCCCUACAGGAGUAUCGCUUAUGUAAUGAUCACAUUUGCACACAGUUCUAUUGGGAAACAUCUCCAUGGGGUCCUUGUUCUGAAGACACUUUGGUAACUGCCCUCAAUGCUACCAUUAGCUGGAAUGGAGAAGCUACUUGUGGAGUGGGCUUGCAAACACGGAAGGUUUUUUGUGUGAAGAAUAAUUUUGACCAGGUUACAAAUAAAAGGUGUCCAGAUUCCCUCCGACCUGAAACCAUGCGUCCAUGUCUGCUCCCAUGUAAAAAAGACUGUGUUGUUACCCCUUUCAGUGAGUGGACACACUGCCCUAUGACAUGCCAACAUGACAAUGCUACAGCAAUUAAACAGUUCCGAUAUAGGAUUAUCAUUCAGAACGCUGCCAAUGGGGGACAGGACUGCCCGGACACCUUGUAUGAAGAAAGAGAAUGUGAAGAUAUUCCUGUCUGUCCAGUUUACAGAUGGAAGACCCAUAAAUGGAGUCACUGCAUACUGGUGCCAGAUUCUGUGAGACAGGGCAUAUUGGGAAUCAAUGAAGCAUGUGGCCGUGGUUUGCAGUCGAGAGCUGUUGUGUGCCUCUCAGACAAUGACCUUGCUGCAGAUGUCACUGAAUGCAUGAAGUGGACAGAACCUAUGCCCGCCCUGGUACAGGAGUGUCUAAUUCCCUGCAAAGAUGAUUGCACAUUCACCCCUUGGUCUAAAUUUACAGCAUGCUCUUCAGAUUGUGAAUCAACAAAAAGUAGAAGAAGAUCACUCACAGGGAGAAGCAGAAAACGAGACAAAUGCCAGAAUACAGUAGUGUAUCCUCAAGUUGAAACAGAAGCAUGUCCCUGUGAAACAUUUAUCACCCAGCCCCAUGGAAAUUGGUCCGAUUGCAUUAUUGCAGAAGGAAAAACAGAGCUGCAAUUAGGAAUGAGAUUCCAGGGAGAGACCAAACAAUGUGGAGAAGGUGUGCGACUCCGAGCUAUUGCCUGUUAUGAUAAGACUGGCAAACUUGUGGAACCAUCCUACUGUAGCAGUUCUGGAUACAUUGAAGAAUCUUGUGUAAUUCCUUGUCCAUUUGAUUGCAAACUAAGUGACUGGUCUAGUUGGGCCUCUUGUAGUGCUUCUUGUGGAGCUGGAAUGAAAAUUCGAUCCAAGUGGCUUAAAGAAAAGCCUUACAAUGGAGGUCGUCCAUGCCCAACACUGGAUCUGAAGAAUCAGGCUCAGGUGUAUGAGGCAGUCCCAUGUUACACUGAGUGCAAUCAGUAUUCCUGGGUAGUAGAACCAUGGUCUCCAUGCAAAAUCAACAGUGAACAAAAUUCCCUCCACUGUGGAGAUGGAAUACAAACUAGAAAAAUCAGAUGUGUAAAUACUGCUGAGGAUGGUGAAGGCGAGACUGUGCCCAUUACGCAGUGUGAUCAGUCUGAAAUCCCUAAUGAAGCCCAAAAGUGUAAUCUUUACUGCCCUAAUGAGUGUGUAAUGUCUGACUGGGGACAAUGGAGCCAGUGUCCGCAGGUAUGUGACCCCAAUAUUAUGCAAACACGGACUCGACAUGUGUUAAGAUCGCCUUUAAAUACCAAGACUUGUCCUAAAGAUUCACAAAUGCAACCUUGUGUUCUCAAUCAAAAUUGCUUUCAGUAUCAGUACAAUCUAACAGAUUGGAGUACAUGUCAGCUAAGUGAAAAUGCAACCUGUGGACAAGGGAUUCAGAGACGCCUUUUGAGCUGUAUGCGCAGUGAUGGAAAAUCAGUGAAUAUGAACUACUGUGAGCAGUUAAACUUGGAAAAACCUGAAAAAUUGAGCAUUCAUUGCCAUGUGGAAUGUUCUGUGAACUGUCAGCUUUCCAAAUGGUCAGCCUGGUCAGAAUGUUCAAACACUUGCGGCAUUGGAGGCCAGAUGAUACGUACUCGGUCCAUAAUUAUGCAGUCACAAGGAGAAGGAAGGCUAUGCCCUACACAGCUCACCCAGUACAGAAACUGUCCUGUAAAACCCUGCUACACUUGGAUUCUCGGGGCAUGGUCACCAUGCAAAGUAGAGGGUGGACAAUGCGGUGAAGGAUUCCAAAUCCGUAACCUCACGUGUAUAGUUCAUGAUGCCUCUAUGUCUGUUCCAUCCAAGCAAGUAAAAAAUGCAUUUUGUGGAGAACUGCCAUCAAAAGACAAUGCACUACAAUUGCCAUGUUCUGUGCCUUGCCCAGGUGAUUGCCAUUUGACAGGAUGGUCAGAGUGGAGCUCAUGUGAGCUAACGUGUAUUGAUGGCAGGAGCUUUGAGACCACUGGUCGCCAGUCUCGGUCAAGAACCUUUAUCAUUCAGUCUUUUGAAAACCGAGACAGCUGUCCUGAGCAAGUCUUGGAGACACGACCUUGUUCAGGAGGGAAAUGUUAUAACUAUGCAUGGAAAACCAGCCUUUGGAGAGAUAAUGAACGUACUGUGUGGUGCCAGCGUUCAGAUGGGGUAAAUGUCACAGGAGGUUGUUCUGUUCACACCCAGCCUGCUGAAACCAGACACUGCAAUCCAGAGUGCAAAAAACCAUUCACCUACUGCACCCAGAGUGGAGUCUGCAGUUGUGAGAGAGGAUAUACAGAAAUAAUGAGAUCAAAUGGUUUCCUGGAUUACUGCAUGAAGGUACCAGGCUUGGAAGAUAAGAAAGCUGAUGUUAAAACCAGUGCUGGAAAGAAUAAACCUGUCAACUCAAAAAUGCAUGACAUUUUCAAAGGAUGGUCUAUUCAGCCUUUUAAUCCAGAUGGUAGACUUAAGAUUUGGGUGUACGGAGUAUCAGCUGGUGGUUUUCUCAUCAUACUUUUCCUGAUUUUUACAUCCUAUCUUGUUUGCAAAAAACCAAAACAGCAUCAAAGUACUCCUCCACAACAGAAGCCUCUGACCUUCGCUUAUGAUGGAGACAUGGACAUGUAACAUAAAAGAAAUCCAAAUGUAUACUUCAACUGCCUUAACUGCUUACUCUUUUAUAACUUUCAGAUUCCUCAGUUUUUUGAGGAAUCCCUUGACAUGUAAUAUACCAGGCGGAAUAUAAAUAUUGCAAAUGUGGAAUUUUGCCUCUGGUUUAUUUAAAAAAUGGAGUCAAAGACCUUUAGAUCUUGUGAAAAUUUUUCCAAAUUUUUCUUGUGAAAAUGCAUCUCUUCCUGUUUGACAAUAGGAAUAAAAAAAAAUACGUUUUUUUAAAUAACAUUUACUUUAAAAAAAAGCAUGACAAUCCUAUGGAAAAUGUGACAUUCAAUGUAAAUGACAAAUUUGACACUUCAUCAUUAUGCACUAUAUUAGUGCAGAGUUCCUUAUUCUGCACAUACUUCAACAAUGAGUUUUCUAGUGUUUAUGUUUAGUUCAAAAGACUUUGAAGCUAGAUUGUGUAUUUUGAGAAUGCAAAAAAAAAAGAAUGUGUUGAAAUAACUGGAAUUCUCCGGGUUUUUAAAGUUACUGCUUUCUUAUGCUGUUUUCUAGCCUGGAAUAUGAUUUUGCAGCAUUUCCAUCAAUAGGACAGAAUAAGGAUUGUUUAAAUUUACAGCACAAGAAGUGAUAUAGGUGGUUUCUUACUGAAUAUGUUUUUUAAAGAGAUGAGUAAAUAGAUGUUUUGAUGAAUGGGUAGAGAAUUUGAUUGUUUACAAAUGUAUUUUAAAUUAGAUCAAACCAUGUAGAUACAUUCUGGCCAUUUUAAAUUAUAAUUCAGUUUAAUUACUACAAACUCUGCUUUUGUAAUUUAAAUUUUCUUAUCUGAAAUAUUUAUACAUUCUUUUUUGAAUUUAAUUAUCUGACCUCAUUUAAUAUACAUCUGACACAACUACUGUUUGUAGAAGAUCUUGCUUUUUAAAUGUUUGAAAAAUACUGAAAAGUUACCAUUGUAAACAUCUUGGGAACAUUCGAAGAAAAUAAGUGUUUGUAAUAGCAUGUGUUGCAAGUAAGAAAGUGCCAUCUUGUGGUAUUGAUGUGUAUUUACACGCAAAUAAAAUGUUCGAGAGUGAGAAUUUUGCUUCCAGUAUAUUGACUUAAAUGUGUGUUAAACGCUUUCAUUUUGACCCUUUAGUAUGCCUCAAAUCACACUCUGUACUGGAUGAAAACCCUGGAUAGUCCAGAGUUUUCACCUGAGUGGGU
Gopherus evgoodei (Goodes thornscrub tortoise) is the source of this 6162-nucleotide messenger RNA. It is a transcript of the gene THSD7B, whose product is annotated as thrombospondin type 1 domain containing 7B. The record is from RefSeq and is a predicted model, not a curated record. Gene Ontology annotation, biological process: actin cytoskeleton organization. The transcript is spliced from 29 exons. Gene Ontology annotation, cellular component: plasma membrane. Lineage: Eukaryota; Metazoa; Chordata; Testudines; Testudinidae. Bases 136 to 4971 code for a protein of 1611 amino acids.